Molecule: messenger RNA, 1815 nt
Organism: Xylona heveae TC161
Lineage: Eukaryota; Fungi; Ascomycota; Xylonomycetes; Xylonales; Xylonaceae
Product: dual specificity tyrosine-phosphorylation-regulated kinase 3
Exons: 6
Coding region: 1-1815 (604 amino acids)
Biological process (GO): protein phosphorylation
Cellular component (GO): nucleus
Molecular function (GO): protein kinase activity; ATP binding
Source: RefSeq, a predicted model, not a curated record
AUGGCCACUUCGCAAGCACCCUCGAAUCACCACGAGUCGAGCAGCAGCCGCCAGGAACGCAAACCCAACUGGGCUGAAUUUUAUAAACAUGGCAUCCCCAAGGAGGUCAUUGUCAUCGACGACGACGACGACUCUCCGCCGCCGGCACCUGUGCCAGUGCCGGCCACACAAUACGAUUCUCGUCCAAACGCAAAUGCGCGGACGGUGACAUUGAAUCAGAGCACCAGGCAUGCUGAUAAGAAGCGCAAGACUGCCGUCUCUACUGGCUACGAUCCCAUCUACAAUCCAGCGCCAUCCUACUCGACCACCCAGACCCCACACUACAUCAACUCACCCUCUGCAGCCUCCAUUUCAACCGAUCGCACCGCUUCGGCAUUGCAUACGACUGCGGCUACGUCAUUGGGCUCCCAUGCCAGUAUCAACAAUGGCCUAUACAUGCCACAUGCUGCUGCUGCUGCUGCUGCUGAAGACGGUGUUGUCGGACAGAAGAGGAAGCGGACACGAAAAGCCGUCGCUGAUGAGGCGAAACGACGAGAGAGUGAUGUGCAAGGUGAUCCUUGGAGUUGUUAUGUACCACCGCCGAACCCUCCGCUCAAGGCGAGAGACGUUCAUGUGCAGGUGAUGCCCGACACAUCUUACAUGAAACAUCAAAAGGUGGAUGACGAUGAUGGUCAUUUUAUCGUCGUGCCUGAUUCUGAGCUUGGUGAUCGAUAUCAAAUUACCAAGCUUCUGGGUCAGGGUACCUUUGGCAAGGUUGUCGAGGCCUAUGACCGGAAGAAGCGGUCCAAAUGUGCCAUUAAGAUUAUCAGAUCUGUACAAAAGUAUCGCGAUGCAUCAAGGAUUGAGCUGCGGGUCCUCCGCACCCUGUCUGCCAACGACGUGGAGAACCGAAAUAAGUGCAUUCACCUGCGGGAUUGCUUUGACUAUCGAAACCACAUUUGCAUUGUCACCGAUUUGCUGGGCCAAAGCGUGUUUGAUUUUCUCAAGGCCAACCAGUUUGUGCCAUUUCCUAGUAGCCAGAUUCAGAACUUUGCGAGACAGCUUUUUACUAGCGUUGCCUUCCUUCAUGACCUCAAUCUCAUCCACACCGACCUGAAGCCAGAAAAUAUCCUUCUGGUGAACAGUCAGUACCAGACGUUUACGUACAAUCGCACAAUUCCAUCCUCUUCGACCGCCACAUCAAGACAGGCCAGACAACGGCGAGUGCUUCUCGACAGUGAAAUUCGACUCAUCGACUUUGGCUCUGCCACUUUUGACGAUGAAUACCAUUCCUCUGUGGUAUCAACACGGCAUUAUCGCGCCCCAGAGAUUAUCCUCAACCUCGGAUGGAGCUUCCCAUGUGACAUUUGGAGUAUCGGCUGUAUACUGGUCGAGUUCUUCACUGGCGACGCCUUGUUCCAGACUCAUGACAACUUGGAGCACCUCGCCAUGAUGGAGCCAGUAUGUGGGGGACGCCUCGACACAAAACUUGUCAAGCAGGUCAUGGCUGGCGGCAGAGGCAGCAAUGGGAAUCAAGCAGCCAAAUACUUUGUCCGCGGCCAACGGCUCGAUUACCCUAAUAAUGAAACAACGCGGGCAUCGCGGAAAUAUGUCAAGGCUAUGAAACAGCUUCAUGAAAUCAUUCCUCAAACUACCACUUUCAACAAGCAGUUUCUCGAUUUACUGCGGAAAAUUUUUGUAUAUGACCCUCGCCAACGGAUCACGGCGAAGCAAGCACUCAAGCAUCCCUGGUUCCGAGAGAGCAUUGUCGAUGACGGCACAGAGGCCACGAGGAUACGAAUGGAGCGGGAGCGUCAGGUGAAUGGGUAUCGGUGA